CAGGAAAUGGAUUUUGUUUGUUGAAUCAUCAUAUGUAGCAUUCGACCGUGGUAGAUCAUGGCUGAUACCUAGCAGGACAGCUUCCUUCACGACAUGCACCGCAGGUGCCCGGCCCGACGUGGGUCAGUAAACGGAGUGUGUGUGCUUAAAACCGUUACGGCGAACACGACUGAAUCGCUACUCGUUGUCGUACCACCAUGAGUAGGCGCGAUGGGCAUGGGAUGCCCAUCCCCGCGUCACCUCGGAUUUCCACAACCCCACUCUUUGCACUCCACAGCGACUUCCACGCACGGUCGAAAUGGCAACCCCCGGUGUCUACGAUAACCCCUGGCACACCUCCCCGCCCUCCUCGGACGACGAAGAACCUCACACCUCCGGCCUACCGACAAGAUUUCAGGCGCUAGAGGCCGAGAACCGCCGCUUACGCGCAGACAAGAGAGCGCUCGGACGACGUGUUGCGGCGCUCAUAGAGAGGGUUGCGGCUCAGAGUAGGCAGUGGGAUGAACUGAGAAUGGAGGUGGAGGAGCUGGGAGGGCUGUUGGAGGAUGGGCUGGAGUUGCUUUCGAGUCCACAGCCCUCGGCUUCAAAUAUUUCACCAACAGACCCCAUCAGCCGGCCUGCGGGUAGUGCAUCUCCCGAGCUUCAAACAACGCCCGCGUCUCCCACCACCACGGAAGCAAUGAGUGCGAUCACAAGUGCAAUGAGUAAAUCCCUGGUGACAGUACGAGCUCCCACACCAUCCCCACCCUUAGCUCAUCCCGCGAGCGGGAGCGGGAGCUCGCUGGUUUCGGAUCACCAACCCUCGGCUUCGAGCACCACUACGGCCCUACCCAACAGCCUUGACGGUGUGUCUUAUUUUUUCAAACCGAUAUCCUCCAGCCUCUUCGCCACGACCACGAUUAGCGCUGGAACAGCUACAGAAACACCACCGGCUUCCGCGCCACUAUUAACAGCUUCGACAUGUCAUGUUCCACCGUCACCAACACCACCAGCACCAACACCACCUCCAGCUUCUACGGCUGCUCCCACAUGGCCCAAUACAGCCGUCACUGGUAGCUUAUCCCGCGGGCCGAUCGUUACUAUUCCACCACUCACUUUUCAACCAAAGACCAACAUUAACGCCGGACCGGUAACAGACGUUCUUUUCACUGGCCAUCUUAUGACAGUUUGGGAGGGUGGUAUUGACCAGGAGCAUUUGUACCAUAAUAUAUGUGCUUCCGAAAGACAUCGUGGCAAGUCAAUGGAGGAGUUGAGGUUGGAGGAUUAUGACGCUGGGUGGAGGUAUCCUGAGACCUGGAGGUGGGGGGAGUUCUUCAGAUUUUAGCUUCGUAUGAAACCAGUCAUAGGGGAGAGGCAAAAUAUAUCUACUCUACUCUAGUGAUAGCAUGUUCUAAGCGGACGAGGAAGAGGCACCUAAUGUACUGCUGUAUAUACCUUAUCGAGUGAAGACCUAUGUAGGCACCCAAAACAAAAAGCUUCCAGCUCUCACACCCAU
Messenger RNA from Tricharina praecox, 1495 nucleotides. RefSeq lists its product as uncharacterized. Bases 299 to 1324 code for a protein of 341 amino acids. Lineage: Eukaryota; Fungi; Ascomycota; Pezizomycetes; Pezizales; Pyronemataceae. The transcript has a single exon. The record is from RefSeq and is a predicted model, not a curated record.